This is a messenger RNA of Laetiporus sulphureus 93-53, 1086 nucleotides long. RefSeq lists its product as uncharacterized. The transcript has 2 exons. Bases 1 to 1086 code for a protein of 361 amino acids. Gene Ontology annotation, biological process: proteolysis. Lineage: Eukaryota; Fungi; Basidiomycota; Agaricomycetes; Polyporales; Laetiporaceae. Gene Ontology annotation, molecular function: cysteine-type endopeptidase activity. The record is from RefSeq and is a predicted model, not a curated record.
AUGCAUUAUCUCGAUCUUUCAGCCGCCGCCGAUUUACGAGAAGAUCCCAAGAACGACAAGCCGACGGAAAUCCAAGGAUACCUGCAGUUAUCCAGUGAACUCAAUCACAAGAAGAAAGAGAAGGACGAGAUUAUGUGCUACCUCUCAGCAAUGUUUCCUCUUCCUAAGCCAACUACCACCUCCAUAGUUGCGCCUCCUCGCUUAAAAACGGCAUCCUUGAACUCCAGCGCACCUGUUGAUCCAGUCUGGGCUGUCGUGAUCGGCACCAAUAAGUAUGCCCAUGCACAAUGGUUGGACGGAGCCGUCAAGGACGCAUGUGCUGUUCGAGAGUUCCUGCUGCACUUUCUUCAUGUUCCAGAGGACCACAUCUCCCUGCUGCUUGACCGGAACGCGACUCGCGAAGCCAUCAUCACAACCUUGCACGACCACCUACUCAACAACCCCAUGAUCAAACGUGGCGAUGCGAUCAUCAUCUACUUCGCAGGGCAUGGAGCUCGCUAUGUGAACGAUCGUGGAGGCUCCUACGAGGCCAUCGUCCCUGCAGAUCGCGGAAAGAUGCUAUCAGCAGACAGCCUCGACAUCGUCGAAGAUAUAUGCGAGCACAAGCUCCAUUCCUACUUGAAUCAACUCCGCGAUGCGAAAGGGUACAACAUCACCCUCAUCCUCGACUGUUGUUAUUCGGGAGGAUGUUCUCGAGGAGGUCCCGCAGCGACACGUGCGGUCAGGUCCGCGGCGCCCCUGCAUCAUCCCCCACCACGACUCGACCAGCGCACCGCUCAAUGCGAGCGCAAGCGUUGUGUCCGUUGUCUCACAGGAGACAACGACUGGGAGCGUGACAUGACAUCACACGUUCUGCUCGCGGCAUGUCAGGAGGACGAGCUGGCGAUGGAUUCCGUACGUGGCGGUGCAUUCACACGAGCUCUCCUGCGGCGACUUCGGUUGAUUUGCUCGACCACCUGUUUGACCACCAUGACGUACGUUCGGCUGAUGGCGAAGCUUGUCAGCCUGGGCGAGCGGCAACAUCCCAUGGUUGUGGGCGAGCACCAAGAUAGCGUGCUCUUUCGCGUUUGCGAUCGUUCUCGGUGA